AUUUUAUCAAUUAUGGCUCAAAUAGAGGAAGAACACAAAAUCAUUCAUUUAGAGAUUAAAUACACAUCAGAAAUUCACAAAGAUGUACCUAUUGAUCUCAAUGGAACUGUGCUUAAAUUCUAAGAAACACUUCAUGAAAUUUUAAAAGUUCCUAUUGAAAAAUAGAAGAUUAUGAUAAAGGGAUCACUUUUAAAAAAAGAUCAAGAUCUUUCUAAAUUAAAUCUUAAGAAUGUAAACAUUAUUCUAUUUCAUAGGGUUAAUAAAUUAUGGUCAUGGGAGCAAGGGAUGAACAUCUUAUUAAUUUGAAUUAAAAAAAAAAAUUAUUUGAAGAUGAUCUUACUCCAGAAUAGAAGGCUAUUUUAUUAAAAUAGAAAGCAGGAGUACAUAUUUUUGAUUAUAUAAAUAUUAGAUUGUUUUACCAAUAGGAUUAGUCAAUUUAGGAAAUACAUGUUACAUGAAUGCCUCCAUUUAAAUUUUGAGAAGAGUUAAUGAAUUAAAUGAAUAUAUAAAGAAUAACAAAAAGUAAGGAUAAGGACUAAGUGUCAAGUUAUUUAAUGCAUUACAAGAUGUAUUCUAAAAGCUUGAACUUAAAGGUGAACCAUUUCAACCAAAUCAUUUUUUAUCAGUAAUCAAUAUCAAAAAUAAAAAUAUAGAUUUUCUUUUAAUUAUAUCCAGAUUUUGGUUAAAAAGAAAAUCAAAUAGCAUACAAAUAAUAGGAUGCAGAUGAAUGUUUUUAAAAUAUUCUUUAAACAAUUGAGCCAUUGACUUCUUAUGAGAAUGAGGAAGGACAACAAAGAAAUUUAAUCAAAGAUUUAUUUGAGAUAGAAUUAAAAUCAACAAUUGAGAAUCAAGAUAUUCCAGAUGAACCAAAAAAGGUGAGUAUAGAAAAAGGAAAGAAAUUAAUGUGCAUUAUUGAUAAUUAGAGCAAACCAGUAAAUACUUUAUUAGAAGGUAUAACAGUAAGUUUGGAAGCAUAAAUAGAAAAAAUAUCAGAGACAGAUUAAUAAACUCAUUUAUAUAAGAAAACAUCAAGAAUUAGUAAAUUAGUAAGAAAUAAUUAAUAUUAUUAAAGCCUAGUUAUUUAUUAUGUUAGAUGGUUAGAUUUUAUUGGAAGUAAGGAGUAUAAGGUAAGGAGGGAGUAAAAGCUAAAAUAUUAAGAAAUGUGGCAUUUCCUAAAAUUUUAGAUUUAUUUGACUUUUGUGCACCUGAGUUGUAAGAACAAUUGCAUGCAGGAAGAGAGUAUGAAAAAAAGAAGCUUUUAGAGAUGGCUGCAAAAGAGACUGAUGAAUUAGAAUAAUUUAAAAAAGAUUUAGAGGCAUCAGGAAAGAUAGUUCCAGAUGAUACUAGAGAGAUUUAUAAAUUAUUUAAAGCUAAAAAAUAGUAAGAGGAAAUUUAAAAUCAUGAUGAUUAAUUGUAUAGAAAACAUGGAUUUGGAUUAGUUACAGGAAAUUAUGAAUUGAUUGGUGUUUUGAGUAUUUUAUUAUAUCGAUGAUUUAAGCACAUACUGGAAGAGAAGCUGAUUCAGGACAUUAUAUGGCAUGGGUUCAUCAUUCAGGUGAAGAUUGGAUUUGGUAUGAUGAUGAAAAAACAUCAGAUAGGAAAAUUGAACAUAUUUUAGAUUUAAGAGGAGGUGGAGAUUGGCAUAUGGGUUAUUAUCUACUAUAUAGAAGAUUAGAGAUUGAGUGAUA
Paramecium sonneborni is the source of this 1688-nucleotide messenger RNA. Lineage: Eukaryota; Ciliophora; Oligohymenophorea; Peniculida; Parameciidae. The record is from the annotation of a GenBank genome assembly.